Molecule: messenger RNA, 516 nt
Organism: Anneissia japonica
Lineage: Eukaryota; Metazoa; Echinodermata; Crinoidea; Comatulida; Comatulidae
Exons: 2
Coding region: 1-516 (171 amino acids)
Source: RefSeq, a predicted model, not a curated record
AUGGAUUCAAGUAGGGAUGAGGAUGAACUGAUUGUGAGUUUGUUACUUAGAAAUGUGAAGAAAAAAGCAAGAAAAAGAUCUGGAUUUUUAGCAACCGGUGACUCAUAUGGAUCAUUCCAUUACAACUAUAGAAUGGGCAUUUCAACAGUGUCAAUGAUCAUUGUAGAAGUCUGUGUGGCAAUAUGGGAAAGGCUAAGUGGUAUUUACAUGGUAAUGCCAUCAUCACCUGACGAUUGGGAAAAGUUAGCAAACGACUUUUACCUCCGAUGGAAUUACCCAAAUAGCCUAGGAGCUAUUGAUGGAAAAAAUAUACAUAUUCAAGCUCCUAACAACAGUGGCUCAAAGUACUUUUGUUACAAGGGCCAUUUUUCGAUUGUCCUUUUGGCCUUAGUUGAUGCUAACUAUUGCUUUACAUAUAUUGAUGUUGGCAACUAUGGUUCAGCAAGUGACGGGGGUAUCUUUGCAAGAAGCACACUGUCGGAGGCAAUUGAUAAGGGCACAGUGACAUUAUCUUGA